AUGGAUUCCAGCAAGUCUAACAAGAUCAGAGAAAUUGUGAGGCUUCAGCAAAUCCUAAAGAAAUGGAGAAAGCUUGCGAAUACAUCAAAAUCUAGUGGCAACUGCAACAGUAGCAGUAAGAGCAUCAAGUUUCUGAAAAGGACACUCUCACUGUCAGAUAACUCCGUCCGUGAAGCAUCGAGCAAUACCGUCCCAAAGGGCUACCUAGCUGUCUCUGUAGGAGAAGAGCAAAAGAGGUUCAUUAUACCCACGGAGUAUUUGAGUCACCACGCAUUUCACCUUUUAUUGAGAGAAGCAGAAGAGGAAUUCGGGUUCCAGCAGGCUGGUGUUUUGAGGAUUCCUUGUGAAGUAUCCAUCUUUGAGGGCAUCGUAAAGAUGGUUGAGGAAAAGAAAGACUUAUGCUUCAUGCAGGAAUCCCUGGGAUACUGCGCAUCAGAAAGUCAAAGAACUCCAUCUCACCAUCCCCAGAGCCCAUUGUGCAGAUAGCUUCUCCUAACAUUCCAUCUUUUGUAACG
Messenger RNA from Theobroma umbraticum, 515 nucleotides. RefSeq names its product SAUR-like auxin-responsive protein family. Gene Ontology annotation, biological process: response to auxin. NCBI's taxonomy places the organism in Eukaryota, Viridiplantae, Streptophyta, Magnoliopsida, Malvales, Malvaceae. The record is from RefSeq and is a predicted model, not a curated record.